AUGCAUUUUAAUAUAUUCCUCCAUUGUCUUUGUUUUCAUCAUAGGGAUGUGGACAACAAUCAGACCACAGUGACAGACUUCAUUCUGCUGGGAUUUCUUGUUAGCCCUAAGAUGCACCUAGUUCUCUUUGGGCUCUUCUUCCUACUCUACAUCUUCACUCUGCUGGGAAAUGGAGUCAUCCUGGGGCUGAUUUGUCUUAACUCCCGACUCCACACUCCCAUGUACUUCUUCCUUUCACAACUGGCUCUUGUUGACAUCUCUUAUGCUUCAAGCACGGUCCCCCAGAUGCUGGCAAAUCUCCUGGAUCCAGCCAAGCCUACCUCCUUUGCAGGUUGCAUAAUGCAGACUUAUCUCUUUUUGAUGUUUGCCCUCACAGAAUGCCUUCUGCUGCUAAUGAUGAGCUAUGACCGGUAUGUGGCAAUCUGUCAUCCACUCAGAUAUACUCUCAUUAUGAGCUGGAGAGUGUGUAUUGCACUUGCUAUCACAUCCUGGGCAUGUGAAUUCUUUCUAGCCUUGGUCCAUGUGCUUCUCCUCCUCAGGCUGCCCUUCUGUGGGCCUCCGGAAAUCAAUCACUUCUUCUGUGAAAUCCUAUCUGUACUGAAACUUACCUGUGCAGACAUGUGGCUCAACAAAAUGGUCAUCUUUGCUGCCUGUGUGUUUAUCUUGGUUGGACCCCUCUGCUUCAUCCUAAUCUCCUACACUCGUAUCCUCAAUGCUAUCUUGAGAAUCCACUCAGGGGAAGGCCGAAAAAAAGCCUUCUCCACCUGCUCGUCACACCUGUGUGUGGUUGGGCUUUUCUUUGGUAGUGCCACCAUCGCUUACAUGGCCCCUAACUCAAGGAACUCUGAGGAGCAACAGAAAAUUCUUUCCUUGUUCUACAGCUUCUUUAAUCCUACUCUAAAUCCUUUGAUCUAUAGCCUGAGAAAUGCAGCAGUAAAGGGGGCCCUAAGGAGAUUGCCCAUUUAA
Messenger RNA from Vombatus ursinus (common wombat), 966 nucleotides. RefSeq names its product olfactory receptor 2A1/2A42-like. The transcript has a single exon. Gene Ontology annotation, cellular component: membrane. The record is from RefSeq and is a predicted model, not a curated record. Gene Ontology annotation, biological process: G protein-coupled receptor signaling pathway. Lineage: Eukaryota; Metazoa; Chordata; Mammalia; Diprotodontia; Vombatidae. The coding region runs from base 1 to 966 and encodes 321 amino acids. Gene Ontology annotation, molecular function: olfactory receptor activity; G protein-coupled receptor activity.